This is a messenger RNA of Panicum virgatum (switchgrass), 2273 nucleotides long. RefSeq lists its product as uncharacterized. The coding region runs from base 577 to 2010 and encodes 477 amino acids. NCBI's taxonomy places the organism in Eukaryota, Viridiplantae, Streptophyta, Magnoliopsida, Poales, Poaceae. The record is from RefSeq and is a predicted model, not a curated record. The transcript has 3 exons.
GCCUCGGCCUCGGCCGCUCGGCGGCCAGCCGGGCAGGCGGGCCGUGGGUGGCAGGCGCACUGCAGCAGCAGCACCGCACCGCAGCAGGCGCAACCGCGCAAGCAUUCAAGAAAGGGGCGAGCCGGCAAGGGCUACCGAGCCCUUAACAUCAAGGUUACCAUUACGGCAUACAACAUCGAAGACAACGAACUUUGGAAGCGGCACGUUUUGACUGCAAUAUCCCAGGUCACAGUGGCUAUCUAUGUGUUUUGUAAGUCAUGGUCUGCCUCGUCUGAUAAGAGGUUACUUGCUACAGCAAUCCUGGUUUUCAUUCCUGGGGUUUUCAAAUGUUUUGAGAAGCCCUUGGCUCUCAAAUGUGCAAGCUUUGAUGGCCUAGUUAGCUCUUGGUUUCCUGACAAUAGCAGGACCACAUCCGCAAACAGAGAACUCGAGCUUGAAGAAUAUGUACAGAAAGCCAGGGAUUCUGUUAAGCGCAACAAAAUUCCUGCGGAAUUAGAGUUUCACGUGAAACCUCUCCCAGGAUUCUUCAAAAAGAAACGUCUCCGUAUAGUGCCUGAUAAGCUUUUUACAGAUGUCAUGUAUCCCUAUUCGGACCGUUUCGCUAACUUGAACUCCUUCUGGUCGCUCUCUGAUGAACGAGCUUACAUGGCACUAAGGGAUGGGCUCUCGAUUCUCUUUGAUCUUGUUUACAUGAAGGAUUUGAGUACCAAAUCAGUUUACAAGUCUUAUUACUAUUGUGCUCAUUGCACACGGGUGUCGAGUAUCAUACUGCCAAUCGCAGCCAUUGGACUCUUUCACAGUAGCCAUAAAAAGGUUUAUAGAGGCAGCGAUGUUAUUGUCACAUAUGUACUAUUGUACAUCACAUUUUUCAUAGAGAUCUUCUCACUCAUCAGGCUUUCAUCAAAAUUUAGUUGGGGCUGGCCUGAAACGGUUCACCAGCAUAGUCUUGUCGGAUUCUUUGCCCGCAACAAGAGGCACACCUGGUUGAUGAGCAUCAUGGGAUGCUUACAGCUGAAGAACUUUCUUGACAAAUACUGGUGUACCUGCAGCUCAGCUAGAGCCAUAACAAACUUAGUUCGUGGUCAUGUCAAAGAUGGAUGGCUGGAUUACAUAUUGGAUGCUGAGAGUUACAGGGCAUUCAGCGACAGCAGGGGCCAUUGGACACUAAAGGGGAAGGGAUGUGUGCAACUCAUCAGUGAGAGCAUAGAGAAGCCAUUUGAUGAAAGCAUCCUUCUGUGGCACGUGGCAACCGAUUUUUGCUUUCAUAGUAAGGGUGUGUCUCCUGAUCAAGAAUGUGCUAGCCGGGGCAGAGAAAUCUCCAACUACAUGAUGCAUCUACUGUUUGCUAACCCAGAUAUGCUAAUGCCCGGCAGCAGAACGAACCUGUUCACGGCUGCCUACAAAGAAAUAGAGGACCUCCUGCAUGGUGAAGAUCUGCCUCUAGUGGACGAGAAGGAACUUGCACAGAAGAUAACUGAUAAGGUGGCUUCAAGUUCCAUUUCCAGAGAAGGCUUUAUUCAUGACGCCUGGGUUCUUUCUCAAGAGCUGAUGCGAUUAGGAGAUGAGCAGAGGAUUUGGGAGGUGAUCGAAGGUGUGUGGGUGGAGAUGAUAUGCUUUUCUGCUGGUAGAUGCAGGGGUUUCCUGCAUGCCAAAAGCCUUGGCUCAGGCGGGGAGUACCUCUCCUUCAUCUGGCUCCUGAUGUCGCACGCAGGAUUGGAGACAUUUGCAGAGAGGCAGCAGAGGGUGCAGCUUCGGCUUCCGAAAGAGGAGAGAGUGAAAAUUGCAAUGCAAAGAAUACAAGAAGCUGCAAGUAACCAAGCUACUGACCCAUCGACUGCACAAGGCAUGGUUCCUGUGAAGGAAGAAGAGAACGCUGCCACUCCAGCAGCAGCUUCUGAAGCCGAUGGGACACUAAAGCAAGAAGCGAACUCUGCUACUACAUCGGCUUCACAAGGUGAAUGCGCUGCCCCUACCUCUGCCCCUGCCGUCGAGAUUGUGGUCUCACCGUGAGAGCAAAGUCAGCACCCUUGUUUAUCUUCUCGGUAUGAUGGUUCCUUCCCUUGUUUAUCUUCUCGGCAUGAUGGUUCUCUAAUAGAAGUCUUGUAAUGUCUGUUCUGUACUGAAGUUCACCUGCAUCACGGUUCCCGCACGCCUGACAGCGGCGUGCAUAACAUUCCUUGUCUCGUCAUUUUGUUUCACUAAGUCCGUGCCCGUGCGUUGCUACGGGUGCUAAAAAAUAACUUUAUAAUAUAAAUAGAGCAUGUAUUGGUAUC